Molecule: messenger RNA, 1388 nt
Organism: Gossypium arboreum
Lineage: Eukaryota; Viridiplantae; Streptophyta; Magnoliopsida; Malvales; Malvaceae
Product: serine/threonine-protein phosphatase PP2A catalytic subunit-like
Exons: 7
Coding region: 220-1155 (311 amino acids)
Biological process (GO): peptidyl-serine dephosphorylation; mitotic cell cycle
Cellular component (GO): cytosol
Molecular function (GO): protein serine/threonine phosphatase activity
Source: RefSeq, a predicted model, not a curated record
CAAUAAUUAUCUGGUAACAAAAGUAACGUUUAGCUUCACGGCAAUAGAAAAAAAAGAAAAAGAAAAGCUUUGAGGUCCAAAUUGAAUCUCCCCAAACCCUAACCAUGACCUGAUCCGAAAUCCCCAAAAUCUCUCAUCUUCAUCCUCCACCGUCCGAUCAAAGCUCCAUCAUAGAAUAAAAGCAAAAGAAAUCACCAGAAAAACCUGAACUGCUUGACGAUGCCGUCCCACGGGGAUCUGGAUCGUCAGAUCGAGCACUUAAUGCAGUGCAAGCCGCUAUCGGAAACGGAGGUGAAGACUCUGUGCGAGCAGGCGCGUGCGAUCCUUGUGGAGGAGUGGAAUGUUCAGCCGGUGAAGUGUCCGGUCACCGUCUGCGGCGAUAUCCACGGCCAAUUUCACGAUCUCGUCGAACUGUUUCGCAUCGGUGGCCACGCUCCCGACACUAAUUAUCUCUUUAUGGGCGAUUACGUAGAUCGAGGAUAUUACUCUGUGGAGACUGUCACUCUUUUAGUUGCACUGAAAGUUCGUUAUAGAGAUAGAAUAACUAUUUUAAGAGGAAAUCAUGAGAGCCGGCAGAUAACUCAAGUGUAUGGCUUUUAUGAUGAAUGCUUGAGAAAAUAUGGAAAUGCUAAUGUCUGGAAGUAUUUCACUGACCUCUUUGAUUAUUUACCUCUCACUGCCCUGAUUGAAAGUCAGAUUUUCUGCUUGCAUGGUGGACUAUCCCCAUCUUUGGAUACAUUAGAUAACAUCCGUGCUCUGGACCGCAUACAGGAGGUCCCUCAUGAGGGUCCAAUGUGUGAUCUCUUAUGGUCUGAUCCUGAUGACCGAUGUGGAUGGGGAAUAUCUCCUCGGGGGGCUGGGUAUACCUUCGGACAGGAUAUUUCUGGGCAGUUCAACCACACAAAUGGGCUCACUCUGAUUUCUAGAGCUCACCAGCUUGUUAUGGAAGGAUAUAAUUGGUCCCAGGACAAGAAUGUGGUAACAGUGUUCAGUGCACCAAAUUACUGCUACCGUUGUGGGAAUAUGGCUGCAAUACUUGAGAUUGGGGAGAAUAUGGAGCAAAGUUUUCUUCAGUUUGACCCAGCUCCACGUCAGAUCGAACCAGAGACCACGCAUGUGUUUUACAACAAUCAGAGAGUUCUGGCAUCUAGUUGAGGGAAGGACAAAAGAAACCAUUGCUGUUUUUUCUUCUUUUUUUUUAUCAUUCUUUUGGUUGUUCUGCUGCUGCUGCAUUCAUAUGAGUCUCUAUAGGUUUCAUUUGUAGAAUAAGUUUUUUUUUUCCUUUAAUUUUUUUUCUGUGUUUCGAGUUUAAAUCAUCUGGGGUGAUUAAAGUGCAUGUUCCAUUUUGUAAAAUGUUGAUUAUAUGUGAGAGAUGUUUCUUUGUGGUA